Entrophospora sp. SA101 is the source of this 357-nucleotide messenger RNA. The record is from the annotation of a GenBank genome assembly. NCBI's taxonomy places the organism in Eukaryota, Fungi, Glomeromycota, Glomeromycetes, Entrophosporales, Entrophosporaceae.
AUGUCAAUUUAUUACUUGUUUGGACCAAAUAAAAUACAUGUAUUAGUGGCACCAUAUCGUCAAGUCCCAAGGUUUACAGAAUUAACUUCUGAAGAGGUUUGUGAUAUAAUGAUAAGUGCUCAAAAAAUUGGCAAAGUCAUCGAAAAGGAGUAUAAAAGUGAUUCUUUGACUAUAGCAAUUCAAGAUGGUCCAGCAGCUGGUCAAACGGUAAAGAUAGUAAUAGAUAUCAAUAGAUUAUUAAACACGCCGCUUAAUCUUUCUUUCUCACUUAAUAAUAGGAAACCUCGUAGUUUGGAGGAAAUGGCUAAAGAAGCUGAAUAUUUAGGAAAAUUUUUUAUUGAUGAAAAUAGCAAUUAA